GAGAUGCAGAGUGAAACGGGAUCCUAUUCCAUUCACAAUUAAUUCAUUUAUAUGUUGGAAUAUGCAUUACCAAAAUAUCAGGCAGGCGUUUCACACCUCAUAGCAGGUUAAUUAUUGUCUUGCGAUUCGACGCACAAAAGAGAUGGGCACUGGACGACGACUUUCAGCAAUUUCAGUCAACUCAAUCCUGCGAAAUCCAGGUUAUUGCGCCCGGUUCGUUGUAAUUGCAGUUGUUUUUAUCCAGCUGUGCGCAACGUUUAAUUUAGAAACAGAAAACCGGAUCGUCUACUCUGGACCUAAGGGAUCUUUUUUCGGUUAUUCCGUGGAUUUUUUCUACAAUAAUGCAUCUAGUUUCAGUAUUCUGAUUGGUGCUCCCAAAGCUAACACCAGCCAAACGAACAUCAUCGAAGGUGGAUCUGUGUACUUGUGUCCCUGGAGCCAGGACCAAUCGGAUUGCAGUGUUGUCAAUUUUGACAAUGAAGGGGAUCGCAGCUUCCACGUCAACGACGUCGACGUCCAGGUCGAGUUCAAGUCCCAUCAGUGGUUUGGGGCUACGGUGCGUUCCCAUGGCAACACUGUCCUGGCUUGUGCCCCAAGAUAUUACUGGAGAACGGAACACGAUGCCCCGUUCUCAGAUGCCACAGGAACCUGCUACCUCUCCGUGGACAACCUCAAGACAUUUGUGGAGUACGCCCCCUGUCGCACAGAGAGACAUGGUCCUGCAGGACAGGGCUACUGUCAGGGUGGGUUCAGUGCUGACUUCACCAAGGAUGGGAAGGUUGUUCUCGGAGGACCAGGAAGCUUUUACUGGCAAGGUCAACUAGUCUCAGCCACCACAGAGGAAAUUGUCAAGGCCUACUUCCCAUCCUACUUCCUGCUCUCUGUUACUGGGCAGAUCCAGACUCGGCAGGUGCAGGGGAGCUAUGACGACAGCUACCUCGGUUACUCUGUUGCCGGCGGGGAGUUCAGCGGAGAUGAUAUUGAAGACUUCAUCACCGGAGUUCCCAAAGGACUCAUGCUGCAUGGUUUAGUGUCAUUACUCAAUGGGACAGAUCUGAAAUCCAUGCUGAACCUAACUGGAGAACAGAUGGGUUCCUAUUUCGGCUACGCAGUGGCAGCCACCGACAUCAACAACGAUGGUCUGGAUGACCUGGUGGUGGGUGCUCCCAUGUUCAUGCAGAGGGGGUCUGACGGACUACGUUGGGAGGAGGUGGGCCGUGUCUAUGUGUACCUACAGCAGCGUCCCUUGUUGUUUGAGCCCAGCCUGCCCCCCUUGGGAGGGAGUCAGGCCUUCGGGAGGUUUGGAAGCUCCCUGGCCCCGCUGGGAGACCUCAACCAGGACGGCUUCAACGAUAUUGCAAUUGGCUGUCCCUUUGGAGGAGACGACCAACAGGGAUUGGUCCUCAUCUAUAACGGGCAUGCCAGUGGGCUGAAGGACACGCCCACUCAGGCUCUAGCUGGCCAAUGGGCCUCUGGCACCUUUCCUGCCAGUUUUGGCUAUGCCCUCCGCGGAGAGAAAGAUCUGGAUCAGAAUGGGUACCCAGAUCUCAUCGUAGGUGCUUUUGGGGCUGACAAGGCUGUUCUGUACAGGGCUCGGCCUAUUGUCAACGCCAGUGCUUCUCUUACUGUGCAACCUACCAUGAUCAACUCAGAGGAGAAGAGUUGUAUGGUGUCCAAUGGGAACAAGACUAUCUCUGUGUCUUGUGUCAACCUCAGUUUCUGCCUCUCGGCCAAUGGGAAGCACCUCCCUGCUGAUCUAGUUUUUAUGGUGGAGGUGCAGUUGGACCAUCUGGAGCAGAAACAGAGAGAGUCAUCAGUGAGGAGAACUCUGUUCCUAGAUAGCCAUCAGCCCAGCCUGCUGGAGACCAUCACCAUGGCCAACGGAGGACCAACGUGUCACGACACCCGCAUCUACCUGCGCAGUGAAGGGGAGUUUCGGGAUAAACUGUCCCCCAUUUACAUCACCCUCAACUUUAGCCUGGAUCCUCUCGCUCAACUGGACCUCCAUGGCCUAAAACCCAUUCUAAACUACCAGACAACACAUAUUAUAAAGCAGAAGGCCCAAAUUCAGCUGGACUGUGGGGAGGACAACAUCUGUGUUCCUGACCUCAAACUGGCUGUUUAUGGCGAUAGGACAGAGGUGUAUCUUGGCGACGAGAACUCCCUGACCCUGACCUUCAAUGCCAGGAACGAGGGAGAGGGCGGGGCCUACGAGGCAGAGCUUUACGUGGUACUGCCCGCGGAGGCUGACUACAGUGGUAUAGCCCGCAACAAUGCGAGUCUGACUCAGCUGACCUGUAGCUACGAGGCAGAGAAUCAGACCCGCUCUCUGGUCUGUGACCUGGGCAACCCUAUGAAGUCUGGAACAAGUUUGUGGGCAGGCCUCCGCUUCACUGUGCCUCGACUGAAGGACACUCACAAUACAGUACAGUUUGAGCUCCAGAUACGCAGUAAAAAUGAGAAUAAAUCCCAGAGUGAUGAUGAGCUCUUUCAUCUGGAGGUGACUGUGGUUGCUGAUGUUAUCCUACAGGGCGUUUCUCGUCCGGACAAGCUCCUCUUCCCUCCCCCGAACUGGAGGAUGAGCCACAGCCUACAAGAGGAGCAGGAUGUUGGGCCUGAGAUCCAGCAUGUGUACGAGUUGGUGAACAACGGGCCCAGUAUGAUCAGUCAGUCAGUGCUGGAGCUGCGCUGCCCUCUAAAAUCUCAGGGUCACGACCUUUUGUACCCUCUGGAGGUCAUCACUCAGGGACCACUCGACUGCAGCUCCAACCACACCCUCAAUGCACUGAAGCUCAAGCUCCAGCCUCCUACAACAGAGCAGCCACCCUCACCACUGACAGCCAGCCCUGAACACCACGUCCAGAGGAGAGAGGUCUACAGGGAUCCUCUGGAUGAACAAGGAAACCUGUCGUGUUCCACCGCUGAGUGCUGGAGGCUGCGCUGUCAUGUCGGGUUACUGGAGAGAGGAAGCAGUGUCAUUCUGACCGUCCGCUCACGCAUCUGGCCUGAGGCCUUCCUGGAGAGGGCAUACAAGCAGUAUGUGCUGGAGUGUUCUGUGGAGUACGGAGUCGAGAAGAUGCCCUAUUCCAUCGCUCCCAAACUCAAACCCAGUGGAUCCAAGAAGGUCCUGACUCCAGUGAUGUGGAACAAGCCAGACAGCCAGUACAUGGUACCACUGUGGAUCAUCAUUCUGGCCAUACUGGCUGGAUUGCUGCUGCUUGCCCUGGUCAUAUAUGUACUCUACAAGUUGGGCUUCUUCAAACGAUCCAAUCCUUAUGGUACGACCAUGGAGAAAGCUCAACUCAAACCACAGGCUUCUUCUGAGGCCUAAACGAUGGACCAUCCCAGACGUUGUUUUGAAUACUGGAAAGGCAUUGCGUAGGACUUAACUCUAAACAAACCACAGAAUACUCAUGUAUGAAAGGAAGUCCAUCCAUAGGAUGAGUACCACUGGGACCUCAAUGGCAUUCAGCCUUCUACUGCACUGAAAUGCUGAAGCAGGCAAACCCACAAUGAUAUGUCUGGCCUGCAUUAUAAUAGAGCUAUCCUGAAAACGGGCAAAUUUUGCGUACGGUUGCAUAGACAAUAAUGUCUUUAAAAUCCAGCUUUUUGCUUUUAUGUGGGGAAAUAUCCAUCAAAGUAGCAACCCUGGCUGAGGCAAUGGAGCCUUUAUUCAGUUGUUUGAGUCACCAAAUGUGUCUUUACCUAUGAGGUGAGAAUGUUGGGGAAGGUGUGCUAUUGAACGAUAACAGCCAAAGUCCUCUGAAUGCUAGGAGCACAAAUAGACUCAAAGUAUAUCAGUCAAUUUAACAUUUGUUUUCUCAAUGUUACAAAAACACAUUGAUGCUGUUUGCUACUCCAACUGGCCUUACUUUGUCCCAAAAUAGACCAUCCCUGACCCUGAUGGCAAGUUAACAUUGUCCACCGUCUGCAAACAGGUGUUACUACUACUAAUAGGUGCGUGUCGACCAUCAGUUAGUCAGGGUCAUUGCUCUGUUGUACAGCUGGCAGUAUAUCCCCAUAUCUGCCAACACAAGUGCGAUUUCAGAUGUUCUAAAGUGUAGUGCUGCCUCACAGCCACCAGUUUUACGAUUUUUUAUUUUUUUAUUUCACCUUUAUUUAACCAGGUAGGCUAGUUGAGAACAAGUUCUCAUUUGCAACUGCGACCUGGCCAAGAUAAAGCAUAGCAGUGUGAACAGACAACACAGAGUUACACAUGGAAUAAACAAUUAACAAGUCAAUAACACAGUAGAAAAAAAAUGGGCAGUCUAUAUACAAUGUGUGCAAAAGGCAUGAGGAGGUAGGCGAAUAAUACAAUUUUGCAGAUUAACACUGGGGUGAUAAAUGAUCAGAUGGUCAUGUACAGGUAGAGAUAUUGGUGUGCAAAAGAGCAGAAAAGUAAAUAAAUAAAUAAAAAAAACAGUAUAAAAACAGUAUGGGAAUGAGGUAGGUGAAAAUGGGUGGGCUAUUUACCAAUAGACUAUGUACAGCUGCAGCGAUCGGUUAGCUGCUCGGAUAGCUGAUGUUUGAAGUUGGUGAGGGAGAUAAAAGUCUCCAACUUCAGCGAUUUUUGCAGUUCGUUCCAGUCACAGGCAGCAGAGUACUGGAACGAAAGGCGGCCAAAUGAGGUGUUGGCUUUAGGGAUGAUCAGUGAGAUACACCUGCUGGAGCGUGUGCUACGGAUGGGUGUUGCCAUCGUGACCAGUGAACUGAGAUAAGGCGGAGCUUUACCUAGCAUGGACUUGUAGAUGACCUGGAGCCAGUGGGUCUGGCGACGAAUAUGUAGCGAGGGCCAGCCGACUAGAGCAUACAAGUCGCAGUGGUGGGUGGUAUAAGGUGCUUUGGUGACAAAACGGAUGGCACUAUGAUAGACUGCAUCCAGUUUGCUGAGUAGUGUUGGAAGCCAUUUUGUAGAUGACAUCGCCGAAAUCGAGGAUCGGUAGGAUAGUCAGUUUUACUAGGGUAAGCUUGGCGGCGUGAGUGAAGGAGGCUUUGUUGCGGAAUAGAAAGCCGACUCUUGAUUUGAUUUUCGAUUGGAGAUGUUUGAUGUGAGUCUGGAAGGAGAGUUUGCAGUCUAGCCAGACACCUAGGUACUUAUAGAUGUCCACAUAUUCAAGGUCGGAACCAUCCAGGGUGGUGAUGCUAGUCGGGCAUGCGGGUGCAGGCAGCGAUCGGUUGAAAAGCAUGCAUUUGGUUUUACUCGCGUUUAAGAGCAGUUGGAGGCCACGGAAGGAGUGCUGUAUGGCAUUGAAGCUCGUUUGGAGGUUAGAUAGCACAGUGUCCAAUGACGGGCCGAAAGUAUAUAGAAUGGUGUCGUCUGCGUAGAGGUGGAUCAGGGAAUCGCCCGCAGCAAGAGCAACAUCAUUGAUAUAUACAGAGAAAAGAGUCGGCCCGAGAAUUGAACCCUGUGGCACCCCCAUAGAGACUGCCAGAGGACCGGACAGCAUGCCCUCCGAUUUGACACACUGAACUCUGUCUGCAAAGUAAUUGGUGAACCAGGCAAGGCAGUCAUCCGAGAA
Molecule: messenger RNA, 5519 nt
Organism: Oncorhynchus nerka (sockeye salmon)
Lineage: Eukaryota; Metazoa; Chordata; Actinopteri; Salmoniformes; Salmonidae
Product: integrin alpha-5-like
Exons: 30
Coding region: 143-3331 (1062 amino acids)
Biological process (GO): cell adhesion mediated by integrin; angiogenesis; integrin-mediated signaling pathway
Cellular component (GO): integrin complex; external side of plasma membrane
Molecular function (GO): integrin binding
Source: RefSeq, a predicted model, not a curated record